AUGGCUCUCUUGGGAGUGCAUAGGGAUGAGGAAACACAUCCAGGAGCUCUCGUGCAGGCAGGCUGUCAAGGUAUCAGUGGCCCUGGCUUGAGCUUCGCCAACGGCCAAGCGAUGCCGCACCUGCCGUCUGCUUCCUACCCUGAAAGCCUCGCGGCUCACCGCUGGAUCGCCAUCAAGCAGGAGGAGCUCGGCUUCAUGCCUCUCGAUAGCUCCUCCAAUGCGUACGCCGCCUCUGCUACCCCAGCGACCAAGCACGAGAGCAUGGUGCAUGAGCAGAUGCAGGGCGCCGACGACUCCUCGCCCGUGGCUGGGGAGGACAUGGAGACAGAGGGAUGCAGCGACGACGGCAGCAGUCAGGAGCAGCGAUCCGGAGACAGAUCGGGGCAGGACGGGUCGAGCAGCCCAGGUGAGUCGAGCAGCCAGGGUGAGUCGAGCAGCCAGGACGGCUCGAGCAGUCAAGCCCAGGACCUGGAUCCGUCCUCGGACGAGUACAGCACGAGCUGCAAUCCAGCAGGAGCGUCAUCAUCGGACGGCUCGCAGAAGCCCUCUCACCGCAAGCCCGGCCAUGCAGGGGCGAAGGGCUCGACAGGGUCUUCGUCGUCAGGGAGCCCGGACUGGAUCCAGCAGAUGAGCCCGAGCGCCAUCUCGGACUACAUGAGGAACGGGCUGUCGAGCUCAGACGAGGACUCGCAGAUGGCGCUAGACAGUCAGAAAUGA
Messenger RNA from Guillardia theta CCMP2712, 717 nucleotides. RefSeq lists its product as hypothetical. Lineage: Eukaryota; Cryptophyceae; Pyrenomonadales; Geminigeraceae. The transcript has a single exon. Bases 1 to 717 code for a protein of 238 amino acids. The record is from RefSeq and is a predicted model, not a curated record.